Colletes gigas is the source of this 2719-nucleotide messenger RNA. It is a transcript of the gene RN-tre, whose product is annotated as USP6 N-terminal-like protein. The transcript is spliced from 8 exons. NCBI's taxonomy places the organism in Eukaryota, Metazoa, Arthropoda, Insecta, Hymenoptera, Colletidae. Bases 212 to 1927 code for a protein of 571 amino acids. The record is from RefSeq and is a predicted model, not a curated record.
GUAUGUAUGGACGGCAGUUUUGCUAAACGGAUGAAUGUUACAAAGAAACGAUUUUAUAUGUAAUAUGAAACGAAGGAAAUUAGUUAAUUCCUAACCAUGCAGUGUCUAUAGUUUAGCAGUUUAUUUUUUAGUGAUAACAGACUAACAUAAAUAGAUUCUUCUUAACAAGACGGCAUGUUUGUAAGAGCUUGGUCGCGAAUUCUCACGGGGGAUGAAUGAGGAAGAAUUAUUGAAACGGUCUGCUGCAGAGCGAGAUAGAAUAUUUAGCUGCUAUGACCGUGGUAGAGAAAAUGGAGCAGAAAUUGAUCCAUGGGAAGAUCCUACUUACGAAGUUUAUCAUACUACGGACAGAUAUGGAUUUAUACAUGACAAACGUUUACCACAGAAACCGGACCCGAACGAAAUCAAGUGUCAUCGCGUGGAAAUGGAAAGAUUAAAGAAAUGGGAAAAAAUGACAAAACAAUGGGACAGUUCCUCGACUAAAGAGAAGUUACGCCGUAGAAUAUAUAAAGGAAUUCCUAAUAGAUUUCGUGGCCAGGUUUGGUCACUGCUCCUGGGUAUUAAAAAUUUGAAGAGAGAACAAGUUGGUAAAUAUGAAGAAAUGUUGCAACUUGCUCGUCAGUGGUCUACUGAAAUACGACAGAUCGAUGCUGAUGUGGCUAGACAAUAUAGAGAUCAUAUCAAUUAUAGGGAGAGGUAUAGCAUAAAACAACGAUCCAUGUUCUAUGUCUUGGCUGCCUAUAGUAUGUAUAAUAUGGAAGUGGGCUAUUGUCAAGGGAUGUCGGUAUUAGCUGGAUUACUUCUGUUAUAUAUGGACGAAGAAGAUGCAUUUUGGGGUCUUUCCGUAUUGCUAGCUGAUAAGAAAUACACCAUGCAUGGAUUUUAUGUGGAUGGGUUUCCGAAAUUGAAUCGUUUCAUAGAACAUCAUGAUAAAAUUAUGAAUAAAUUUUUACCAAAAUUAAAACGAAAGCUCGACAAAUGUGGUUGCGAUUCUAUACUUUAUGCAUUAAAAUGGUUCUUCGUUGUUUUUCAAGAGAGGACACCCGUUAAUCUUGGCCUUCGAAUUUGGGAUAUAUUUUUAUUAGAUGGCGAUCGCAUUUUACCUGCUAUGGCAUACACGGUCAUGAAAAUGCACAAACGUUUUCUUAUGCCAAUGGAAAGUCUUGAUGAAUUUUGUAAUUACUUGCAAAUUAAAUUGGAAAAAGAUUUUUGUUUCGACGAUGAUACAGUGAUAAGUACUAUGGAACGUAGUAUGGAAGAAUUGAAACGUGCUAAAUUGGAUUAUCCUGGUUCUCCUUUGCCAGAAGAGUUACCACGAUAUGCAUUUGGCACAUUUAAAGAACCUACAUUCGCUAGUAAGGUUGGGAGACGAGCCGAAGAGUUUAGCGAAGCACAGCAUGUAAUGCGUGAAUCCAUAACGCAACGUAGAGACUUGGUGCUUGUUGAUGAUGGUAGAGAAAGUACAACACCGGUUGAACCAACAGGUUGUGGUCUUGGCGGAAGCAAAUUCUCAUUUGAUCCAAGUCUCGAUGAUGGAACCUCUCCCAAUGGCUCGCGUCGGUCAUUGGCAGACACAUCUGUUACCUCGACAGCCGAUCUUUCCGUAUUUAGUUCGGCGACACGGUCUCAAGCGUUAGACAAUAGUCUCGAUACACAAAGUAAUAUUUCUAAUGCUAGCUCAGGUAGCGGUGGUUUGCCCACACCGAGAGCAACACCUCAUCAACCGAGUCCAGACAUUGUACGAAUUUAUGUACCAUACACUUCACCUAUAUCUGGAUCAUACAAAGACGAUCUUCCACGUACACUACCGCGGUCAUUAGAAACAAAUCGAAUUCGCAUACGGGUCGAUCCUGAUCAGACACCAGUAGUGGAGAAUUUGAAACCAUUUUCAUUAGAAACUCCAGAAGUUGAAUUAGACUUAAAAUAAUCUGUUCAUUUGGUAGGUGUACGAUUCAUGACAUUACAGUUAGUAUUAAACAUGGAUUUAGAUUAAAGAAGCCUUGAAAUCUACAUUGUAUUAUACACAGAAAAAUGAUCGUGGAAAUGGUAAUUACGAUAGGAGCGAUAAUAAACGAUGUUCAUUAAAUAUAAUGUACACAUACAGUAUAAUUGACCUUUGUUCGAAGGGCCAAUUAUAGAAUCAAAGUAAACGUAAUGUAUCAUGAUGUUUCUUAUUCAAGUAUAAGCCAGUGUAUGUUGUAAGCACUAUUUAGUCACGAAUUGUUGUAGAAAUUCGCGUUUAACGAAAAUUACUCGUACACUUUCUCUAUGGCCUAACUUUACGUUCAUAAUCGAAUACAAUUUAAACAUAUGCAGUAGAGAAUUACAAAUGUUCAGUCUGUUAUUUCUAAUCAACGAUCAACGAGAUCUUCAAUAAUGAAGUUGUAUCCGUAUUCUUGUCAAAUAAUUUUAAAGAUAACUGCAUAAUAUUUGUCAUACAUGUCAAGUUAUAUCGUACAAAGAUAUAAAACAAUACGAUGAUGGAACUUUAUGCAGUAUAAAAACGAAUUAUGCAUUAAAUUUAAUUGUAAUACUUAGUAAAGCAUCUCGGACAAUGAAAUUUUCAACUAUCGUACGAAUACAUUAUAUAUAUACAUGUAUAUGUAUAUGUGUAUAACGCAUUGCAACAGAGUUAUGGAGAAUAGGAGUGUAAACUUUAAGUAUAAUGUAUAAAUAAUUUCUGUAAAGUAUGCGUUUUUAAAUCUCUCCAUCAGACAAA